This is a messenger RNA of Arabidopsis arenosa, 3852 nucleotides long. Lineage: Eukaryota; Viridiplantae; Streptophyta; Magnoliopsida; Brassicales; Brassicaceae. The record is from the annotation of a GenBank genome assembly.
GCAAUACCGCCGCCUCCGCCGCUUCACCUGCAUCGGUGAAUGUAAAUAGCCGUCGUCUUAUUGUAAUAAGGUUCCAAUGUCUUUGUUAAGUAGGUUCUUUUACAAGAGACCACCAGAUGGGUUACUUGAAUUUGCUGAUAGAGUUUAUGUUUUUGAUUCAUGUUUUUGCACGGAGGUGUUGGCUGAUAGCUUGUACCAAAUCUUCUUGCAUGAAGUUAUCAAUGAUUUACACGAAGAAUUCCCGGAAUCGUCUUUUUUAGCGUUUAAUUUCCGAGAAGGGGAGAAAAAAAGCGUGUUUGCUGAGACUCUUUGUGAGUAUGAUGUUACUGUUCUGGAGUAUCCGAGGCAGUAUGAAGGAUGCCCUAUGCUUCCUUUAUCAUUGAUCCAACAUUUUCUCCGUGUGUGUGAGAGUUGGCUUGCUCGUGGGAACCGUCAGGAUGUUAUUCUUCUUCAUUGCGAAAGAGGAGGAUGGCCACUUUUGGCUUUUAUUCUAGCUAGUUUUCUGAUUUUCAGGAAAGUUCAUAGUGGUGAGCGUAGAACUCUUGAGAUUGUGCAUCGUGAGGCUCCUAAGGGUCUCUUGCAGCUGCUCUCGCCGUUAAAUCCGUUUCCGUCUCAACUUCGUUAUCUUCAGUAUGUAGCGAGGAGGAACAUUAAUCCUGAGUGGCCACCUCCUGAAAGAGCUCUUUCUUUGGAUUGUGUGAUAAUUCGAGGUAUCCCAAACUUUGACUCCCAACAUGGCUGCAGACCAAUUAUACGUAUUUUUGGAAGAAACUAUAGUAGUAAAUCUGGUCUUUCCACGGAGAUGGUGUAUUCUAUGUCUGAUAAGAAAAAACCCCUUCGCCAUUACCGACAGGCAGAAUGUGACGUAAUCAAAAUUGACAUCCAGUGCUGGGUUCAAGGAGAUGUUGUACUGGAGUGUGUGCAUAUGGAUUUAGAUCCAGAACGAGAGGUUAUGAUGUUUCGUGUGAUGUUCAAUACUGCAUUUAUCAGGUCCAACAUACUAAUGUUGAACUCUGACAACUUGGAUAUUCUUUGGGAAGCCAAGGAUCAUUACCCAAAAGGGUUUCGAGCAGAGGUCUUGUUUGGAGAAGUUGAGAAUGCAUUGCCUCAGAAAGUUCCAACCCCAAUAGUAAAUGGUGAUGAGACUGGUGGAUUGCCCAUUGAAGCCUUUUCUAGAGUUCAAGAACUUUUUAGCGGUGUGGAUUUGGCUGAGAAUGGAGAUGAUGCUGCUUUGUGGUUGCUAAAACAACUUGCUGCCAUAAAUGAUGCGAAAGAGUUUUCAAGAUUUCGGCACAAAGGGAGUUUUUAUUUUAAUUCUCCUGACUCUGAAGAGGAGACAAACACAUCUAGUGCCGCUGAUAGUUCAGAUGAAGGCUUUGAUGCCAUUCAGAGACCUCAUAUUCGUAUACCUUUUGAUAAUGAUGAAACAGACGACAUUACUUUGUCUGUCCCUCAUGAAUCUUCAGAGGAGCCUCAUGAAUUCUCUCGUCACCAACAUCAUGAAGUUCCAGCAAAAGACAGUGUCGACCCUUUGACUCUUCCAUCAGAUCCACCAUCUUCUGUUGCUCAUGUCACACUUCUGCCUCCACCGCCACCACCACCUCCUCCCCCUCCUUUUAUGAGCACAGCCUCAUUUUCACCCCCACCACCACCCCCACCGCCGCCACCUCUCCCUAGUUUCAGCAAUAGAGAUCCUUUGACAACAUCGCAUCAGCCUACCAACAAAACCCCUCCACCACCACCUCCUCCGCCACCUCCUUUUAGAAGCAUCCCUCCGCCAUUAGCUCAACCACCACCACCACGUCCUCCCCCUCCUCCUCCUCCUCCGCCACCUUCUUCUAGAAGCAUUCCUCCACCCUCAGCACCACCGCCACCACCGCCACCUUCGUUUGGGAGCACACGAAAUAAGCUUCAGGCGCAACCACCUCCGCCUCCACCUCCUCCUCCAAUCCAAGCAACUCCUGCUGCUAAAUGUGCACCACCACCACCACCACCCCCGCCUCCACCUACAUCUCAUUCUGGUUCUAUUCGUGUUGGCCCACCUUCGGCACCACCACCACCACCUCCUCCUCCUAAAGCUAAUAUUUCAAAUGCCCCCAAGCCUCCACCCCCUCCGCCACUUCCUCCUUCAUCCACAAGGUUUGGUGCUCCCCCUCCACCUCCACCACCGCCACUAUCCAAGACCCAUGCUCCGCCUCCACCACCUCUAUCCAAGACCCCUGUUCCUCCUCCUCCACCAGGGCUGGGUCGUGGUACAAGUAGUGGCCCACCACCAGUGGGAGCUAAAGGUUCAAAUGCACCACCACCACCUCCUCCUGCAGGAAGGGGCAGAGCUUCCUCGGGACUUGGAAGAGGCCGAGGCGUGAGUGUUCCUACUGCUGCACCUAAGAAAGCCGUGUUAAAACCUUUGCAUUGGUCUAAAGUUACUCGGGCAGCAAAAGGUAGUUUGUGGGCUGAUAGUCAGAAGCAGGAAAAUCAACCACGGGCCCCUGAAAUAGAUAUAUCAGAGCUCGAGAGUCUUUUUUCUGCAGUUUCAGAUACCACAGCUAAGAAAAGCACAGGUCGCAGGGGUUCUAGCAUCAGCAAACCUGAGAAAGUUCAACUGGUUGACCUGCGAAGAGCAAAUAACUGUGAAAUUAUGCUUACGAAAAUAAAGAUUCCUCUACCAGAUAUGCUUAGUGCAGUUCUAGCCUUGGAUUCGUCAGCUCUGGAUAUCGACCAGGUUGAAAAUCUCAUAAAAUUUUGUCCGACCAAGGAAGAAAUGGAAAUGUUGAGGAAUUAUACUGGUGACAAGGAAAUGCUUGGAAAGUGCGAACAGUUUUUCAUGGAACUAAUGAAGGUUCCACGUAUAGAAGCAAAGUUACGAGUGUUUGGCUUUAAGAUUACCUUUGCUUCUCAGGUGGAAGAGUUAAAAAGCUGCUUAAAUACAAUAAACGCUGCUACUAAAGAGGUGAAGGAGUCUGCAAAGUUGCGUCAAAUUAUGCAAACAAUUUUAACAUUGGGAAAUGCUCUAAAUCAGGGAACUGCGAGAGGUUCUGCUGUGGGGUUCAAACUGGACAGUCUUCUUAAAUUAUCUGAUACUCGUGCUAGAAAUAACAAAAUGACUUUGAUGCAUUACUUAUGCAAGCUUGUUGGUGAAAAAAUGCCAGAAUUGUUGGAUUUUGCUAAUGACCUUGUUCACUUAGAAGCUGCUUCGAAGAUUGAAUUGAAAACGUUGGCUGAAGAAAUGCAAGCGGCGACUAAAGGCCUUGAGAAGGUUGAGCAAGAACUAAUGGCUUCAGAAAACGAUGGUGCAAUUUCUUUGGGCUUCAGGAAGGUCUUGAAAGAGUUUCUUGAUAUAGCUGAUGAGGAAGUGAAGACGCUUGCUUCGUUAUAUUCAGAAGUGGGAAGAAAUGCAGAUUCUUUGUCUCACUACUUCGGUGAGGAUCCAGCUCGAUGUCCUUUCGAGCAAGUGACCAAGAUUCUGACUCUUUUCAUGAAAACAUUCAUCAAAUCUCGAGAGGAGAAUGAAAAACAAGCCGAGGCUGAGAAGAAGAAACUGGAAAAAGAAGCAAUAAAGGAGAAGUCAGCGACAAAGAAAGAUGGCGCUGAUAACGACAACGAUCUUAUCCAGCAGAUCCAUAGACAUAGAACAUGAUCAAACAUCGGCCUUUAACCAAGACCCGAGGUUUUCAGAUCGAUAAAAGCUUUGUUUUAUAGGACUCAAUGUUGCACAUACGGAACAAGAGCAGAGAUCUUUCCUAGAUCUUAGACAAAGUAGUGUUUAGAUGGAAGUGUUUUAUUAUCUCUGAUCUCUUCAUUGAUGUAAAAAUCAGAGGUUCGUGUUUAUGUCCCAGUCCUAGAAAUAUUUGA